Messenger RNA from Carya illinoinensis, 910 nucleotides. Its product is annotated as ESCRT-related protein CHMP1B-like. Gene Ontology annotation, cellular component: ESCRT III complex; multivesicular body. NCBI's taxonomy places the organism in Eukaryota, Viridiplantae, Streptophyta, Magnoliopsida, Fagales, Juglandaceae. The coding region runs from base 102 to 713 and encodes 203 amino acids. Gene Ontology annotation, biological process: late endosome to vacuole transport; protein transport; endosome transport via multivesicular body sorting pathway. The transcript has a single exon. The record is from RefSeq and is a predicted model, not a curated record.
AUGACUAAAUUCAAGAUAAAAGUACGUUCAAACUUCAAAGCCCUAGAAAUUUAGAAUCCGAAAAUCGAAAUCCCCAUCAGGGCUGCCCCGAUCGUACCACCAUGGGAAACACGGAGAAGCUCUUGUAUCAGAUGAUGGGGCUUAAAUUCACCGCCAAAUCUCUCCAACGCCAAGCUAAGAAGUGCGAGAAGGAUGAGAAAUCCGAGAAGCUUAAAAUCAAGAAGGCCAUGGAGAAGGGCAACAUGGACGGCGCCAGAAUCUACGCCGAGAACGCCAUCCGCAAGCGCACCGAGCAGAUGAACUACCUCCGCCUCGCCUCUCGCCUCGACGCCGUCGUUGCUCGCCUUGACACCCAGGCCAAGAUGACCACCAUCAACAAGUCCAUGGCCAACAUCGUCAAGUCCCUCGACUCGACGCUCGCCACCGGCAAUCUCCAGAAGAUGUCCGAGACCAUGGACCAGUUCGAGAAGCAGUUCGUCAACAUGGAGGUCCAGGCCGAGUUCAUGGAGAGCUCCAUGGCCGGCUCUACCUCCCUCUCUACGCCGGAGGGAGAGGUCAACAGCCUGAUGCAGCAGGUCGCCGAUGAUUACGGCCUUGAGGUCUCCGUGGGGCUGCCUCAGCCUGCCGCCCACGCUGUGGCGGCCAAGGAAACCGAGAAGGUCGACGAGGACGACCUCUCGAGGCGCCUCGCCGAGCUUAAGGCCAGGGGGUAAUCGAUCGAAUUAACAAUGAGGCUGCUUGUUGUCGACUUCUUAUUAUGAGAUUGUGAUAUGUAUAUGAUGCUUUUUACUUAAUACAUUGUAUCUUUUACUGAAUUCUGUCUUGGGAUUAUUGCUAUUGUAGACUAUGAGGUUACGUUUUUGGGUGUCGCUGCCUUUAAUGUGGAAUUUGUGAAUUUGGUUUUGAAGUA